AUGGAUCUCAACUCAGUCAAAGACCUCAAAGACGUCCUCCGACCUGAUUUCUUCCACGGCUAUGCCACAGCAGCAGCCCAAAUAGAAGGUGCCUGGAACAAAGACGGCAAAGGCAUCUCAAUCUGGGACGAAUUCAGCCACACGCCAGGCAAGAUCGCCGACGGAAGCAACGCCGACGACGCCGUACGAGCUUACGACUUCUACCGCGAAGAUGUAGCCCUGAUGAAAUCCUACGGCGUGAACGCCUACCGCUUCUCCCUAGCCUGGUCACGCAUCAUCCCAUUGGGCGGCAAAGACGACCCAGUCAACGAGGAAGGAAUCAAGUUCUACUCCGACCUGAUCGACGAGCUCCUCCGCCAUGGGAUCACACCUUUUCUCACUCUCUUCCACUGGGAUAUCCCCCAAGCACUGGAAGAUCGAUACGGGGGUAUGCUGAACCAGGAGGCAUACACGCCGGACUUUGUCCGAUACGCCCGUGUCUGCUUCGAGCGCUUCGGUGACCGCGUCAAGCAUUGGAUCACAUAUAACGAGCCUGGCGUGUAUACACUUGCUGGAUAUGCGGCGGGAGUGCAUGCACCCGGUAGAUCAUCAUUUCGCGAGCGCAAUGCGGAAGGCGAUUCAUCCACUGAGCCUUUCAUCGUCGCGCAUACGGAAUUGGUAUCACAUGGCCGUGUCUCGCGCUUGUAUCGCGAGGAGUUCCAGCCUGAGCAGAAGGGGAUUAUUGGAAUUACAUUGCAUGGCAAUUGGUCUGAGGCUUGGGACGAAGAGGACCCACGCGACCAAGAGGCUGCGGAGCGAGCGCGUGAAUUUGAAAUUUCCUGGUUUGCGGACCCGCUUUAUAAGACUGGGGAUUAUCCUGCGUCGAUGCGUGCGCAGCUGGGUGAUCGGUUGCCUAGGUUUACGGCCGAAGAGUCGAAGCUUGUGCUUGGGAGCUCGGCGUUUUAUGGGAUGAACAGUUAUACGACUUUUUUCAUGAAGCACACGGAUGCGCCGCCUGAUAUCAAUGACCAUAAAGGGAAUGUGGAAAUUCAUGAUGAGAAUAAGCAGGGUGUGCCUCGUGGGGAGGAGAGUGAUACUCCGUGGCUGCGUGCUUCGCCUUCUGGAUUCCGGAAGUUGUUGAAUUGGAUCUAUAAGCGAUACCAGAUGCCGAUCUAUGUUACUGAGAAUGGAACUACCGCCAAGGGUGAGGUUGCGCCUACGCCUGAGGUUCUGGAGGAUACGUUCCGGAUCAGUUUCUUUGAGGGUUAUGUUGGUAAUGCGUUGGCGCGGGCUGUGAAAGAGGAUGGAAUUGAUGUUCGGUCUUACUUUGCUUGGACCUUUACUGAUAAUUGGGAAUGGGCAGCUGGAUAUGCGGAUCGUUUUGGCUGUACAUGGAUUGACUUUGUGUCUGAGGAGAAGACACGAUAUCCGAAGCAGUCUGCCUAUUACUUAGAUAAGUUGUUCAAGCACUUGAUCAAAGAUGCAUAG
Penicillium antarcticum is the source of this 1467-nucleotide messenger RNA. RefSeq names its product glycoside hydrolase family 1 protein. Gene Ontology annotation, biological process: carbohydrate metabolic process. Gene Ontology annotation, molecular function: beta-glucosidase activity. The transcript has 2 exons. NCBI's taxonomy places the organism in Eukaryota, Fungi, Ascomycota, Eurotiomycetes, Eurotiales, Aspergillaceae. The record is from RefSeq and is a predicted model, not a curated record. The coding region runs from base 1 to 1467 and encodes 488 amino acids.